Molecule: messenger RNA, 942 nt
Organism: Pezoporus occidentalis (night parrot)
Lineage: Eukaryota; Metazoa; Chordata; Aves; Psittaciformes; Psittacidae
Gene: ECSIT
Product: ECSIT signaling integrator
Exons: 6
Coding region: 1-924 (307 amino acids)
Biological process (GO): cell surface receptor protein serine/threonine kinase signaling pathway; innate immune response
Cellular component (GO): mitochondrion
Source: RefSeq, a predicted model, not a curated record
AUGGAAGCGAUGGGAGCGGAACGGGACCGGCUUUCUUACCAUCGAGUUCUCCGGUUGUUGCCUAGAGGGCCUUGGGUACCACGCAGCGCCCUCCAGCGGAUGCUGGCGCCGUUCCCCCGGCAACAGGAGUGUGGGGUGAAGAUCCUGGAGCAGAUGGAGCGAUACGGGGUGGUCCCGGACGCGGAGACUCGGUUCCUGCUCUUGGGGGUCUUUGGCCCCCGCAGCCGCCCGGUGCGGAAGUGCCAGCGCCUGCUCUAUUGGCUGCCCCGCAUGAGCCGCAUCAACCCGCACCCGCUGCCCGCCCCACUGCCGCCCCCCGGCCUGCCCCGCGCCCGCCUCGCCCUGCAGCGCAUCCAGCCCCACACCGCGCUCACCGUGUACCAGCACCCGCUGCCGGAGGAGGGUGAUGGGGAAGGCUCCAUCCAGCCCUACAUCAUCGGCUCCCAGAGCGAGGACCAGCGGGACCUCCUGGCCCGGCACAACCCCUCCCGCCCGGUCUACGUGGAGGGCCCCUUCCCUCUCUGGCUCCGCAGCUCCCAGCUGCACUACUACGUGCUCCGGGGGGACCCCCUGCCCCCCAACCUGCGGGAGGAGCCCCUCGACCCUGAGCGCAGCUUCUAUUACCCCCUGUAUCUGGACCUGGACCUGGAGCGUGGCCCCUGGGAUGAUGAAGACUUCGAUAUAGAUGAAGUGGAGGAAGGACCCAUCUUCGCCCUGUGCAUGGUGGGAGCCGGCGACCGCCGCACGCUGGGGAAGUGGCUCUCGGGGCUGCAGGAGGAGAACCCGGUGCUGGGGAAGACCCCCGUUAUCUUCCGCCUUAACGAAGGGGGGCACCCGCAACCGGGACCCCCCCUCGCACAGCUGGAACCCCCCCGGCAGGGACGUGGAAGCAUCGCGGGGGGCACUGAAAGCCCAGGGGAAUAAAGGAGGUGACACCAUGGA